Molecule: messenger RNA, 4015 nt
Organism: Gastrolobium bilobum
Lineage: Eukaryota; Viridiplantae; Streptophyta; Magnoliopsida; Fabales; Fabaceae
Product: pentatricopeptide repeat-containing protein At1g13040, mitochondrial
Exons: 2
Coding region: 194-1795 (533 amino acids)
Molecular function (GO): protein binding
Source: RefSeq, a predicted model, not a curated record
UCAGGGAAAGAGAAGAAAAAAAGAAAAAAAGAAAAAGAAAAGAAAAGGAAAAGAAACAACAACACUCGAAGUCGAAGGCAUACAGAGGUAAGGUACCUCUUUGUAGCUUUUGUUGUUUGUUGGAGUGUUGAUGAGUCAUAACUCAAUUUUCUGUUGGAAUGAAUAUUGGGACAUAGAUAGCAGUAGCAGUUGAAUGAAUCUUGGUUUUGGUUUUGGUUUUGCUAUGCAUUUGGAAAACUGUGAUAUGUAUCAAAGUCUUGGCGCACACCGCCUCUUAUACCGGUCUCAGAUAUCUAACUACGUGAAAGCGGGACUAAUCGACAAAGCCAUCCAUGUGUUCGACGAAAUGACCCAAUCAAAGUGCCGCGUCUUCAGCGUCGACUACAACCGCUUCAUCGGCGUUCUCCUCCGCCAAUCUCGCUUCGACCUCGCCGAACACUACUACUACCACCACGUCAUCCCCCACGGCUUCUCCCUCUCCUCCUUCACCUACUCCCGCUUCAUUUCCGCACUCUGUAGCGUCAAUAACUUCACCCUCAUCCAGAACCUUCUCCGUGACAUGGACAACCUCGGCUGUGUCCCCGACAUUUGGGCCUUCAACAUUUACUUGAACCUCCUCUGCCGCGAGAAUCAGUUAGAAACCGCUUUGGAACUGUUUCAAAGCAUGCCCUUGAAGGGAAGAGAGCCUGACGUUGUUACAUACACUAUUGUCAUUGAUGCAUUGUGUAAAUUUAAACGGUUUGAUGAGGCUGCUCGGGUUUGGCGUGGCUUGAUUGAGAAGGGUUUGAGCCCUGAUUGUAAGGCCUGCACAGCGCUUGUGGUUGGGUUGUGCAGUGGUGGCUAUGUUGAUUUGGCAUAUGAGCUUACUGUUGGUGUGAUCAAGGGUGGAGUGAAGGUUAAUAGUUUGGUCUAUAAUGCUUUGAUUAGUGGGUUUUGUAGGAUGGGUAGGAUUGAUAAGGCGCUGGCUAUCAAGGCGUUUAUGAGCAGGAAUGGGUGUGUGCCUGAUUUGGUUACUUAUAACAUCUUGUUGAAUUAUUGUUGUAAUGAGGUUAUGCUGGAUGAGGCGGUGAGGUUGGUGGAGAGCAUGGAGAGGAGCGGGGUGGAGCCGGAUUUGUAUAGUUAUAAUGAGCUGCUGAAGGGUUUUUGUAAAGCUAACCAGAUGGAUAGGGCUUAUUUGACAAUGGUGAAGAGGAUGCAGACCAAAGGGCUCUGUGAUGUUGUUUCUUACAAUACUAUUAUCACGGCAUUUUGUAAGGCGCGCCGGACUAGGAGGGCUUAUGAAUUGUUUGAGGAAAUGUACAGCAAAGGGAUUCAACCCGACUUGGUGACAUUCACUAUCCUUGUAGAAGCGUUUCUGAGAGAAGGUAGCUCCCAUGUGGCCAAGAAGCUUCUUGAUCAAAUGACAAGGAUGGGUCUUCUUCCUGAUCGUAUAUUCUAUACAACAAUAGUUGAUCACCUGUGCAAGACUGGGAAGAUUGAUAUGGCUCAUAGUGUUUUUCGUGACAUGGUGGAGAAUGGAACAAGUCCAGAUGUGGUCUCAUACAAUGCCCUCAUAAAUGGGUUUUGCAAGGCUUCUAGAGUUAUGGAUGCCAUGCAUCUAUAUGAGGAAAUGCAGAUGAAAGAAUUAUAUCCUGAUGAGGUAACUUUCAAAUUGAUUGUUGGAGGGCUUAUAAGGGAAAAAAAGCUUUCAGUGGCCUGUAGGGUUUGGGAUCAGAUGAUGGAAAAAGGCUUUACACUUGACAGUCAUCUUUCUGAGACUCUAGUCAAUGCCAUUCAAUCAAGUGAUGGCACAUGAACAUGACACUGGUAAUGGCGCCUGUAAAUCAGUUUAACCCAUUUUUAUGCUGCACAUGGUGCAAUCUCAUACCUUCUCCUGUCUCUGUGCUCACAUAAUUCUUUUGUUCUGUGUAACAUACUGAUACUACUAAUUUACUGGCCAGUCUCUGGUGAAGGAUCCAUACCGAGGGAAGUUCUGUAAUGGUUUCUUGCUACCAGUGGAAGUAAUCUCAUGCAAGUUUUGUUUCAUAUUAUCAAAAGACCAUUCACAUGGUGGAUUGUGUUUGUCAAUACAAUAGUGUGUUCAUUUACUUUUUGGCCAUUGUUAUACAUGGAGAGCUAUGGAUUUGUUUCUCACCUAGCGCAACUGAUAAGAAUAAUUGAUCAUAUGGUUGAAGUCAGUCCAGCUGCCUAUUUAGAUCCCAGUUGAUGUUUCUUCAGAUUGAGGGUGGUUUUGAGUUAGUCUUACUCUGUCUCUUUGCUAUUUGAGUAAAUCCUUGUCUAUUGGCAGUUCAAUUCAAAUUGGCUCACAUCCAGCCCUGCAAAGCAGAAACAUUGAUGAUGAACAUUUUAUGUUAUUUUAUGGUUCUAUACUAUUAAUAAUUGUAUAGCACCCUUUUUGGGGUACCAACUCUUAAUGUUAGUAAAUAGAUGUCUUGUUGCAUCAGGAUGAAGUAUAGGGUAUUUACUAUGCCAUCUGUUAUGUGUUGGACAACAUAAGUUUGAACUAUGAAGAUACACACUCAUUGGUGAUUGCAUCUUGUUGUGACCUACGUCUAGUUCCUUGCGACCUUCUUCCUAUCCUAGCAAAUUAUUGAACAAUAAAUUCAGGUUUCAUACCACAUGCAUUUUGGAACCUUUAGCAAUAGAUCGACAGAUUACUAUUUGUGUGUAUGUAUAGGCUUGUAUAACUCAACAAAGAAUUGUGGAAAAAGUAAGAUCCACUUGGUAGUCUUGUUAGGUUAAAAUUCAAAUAUGUUAGAAUCUUAAAAAACUAUGAUGCUGGCAUAAGUUAUGUAUGGCUUCUUAUCGUCACAGAUUUUAAUAAGCUAAUAAUAAUAGCUAUUUGUUGGAUUAUACUGUUAUAAAUUUCAACUCGUCUGACCUGUAUUAGCAUUAUUCUCUGGUGAAUCUUGAUGGUUCUGUCUAUAUCUGCAGCAUGGAACUUCAAGCUUCUCUAAACAAAUGCCACCCUAAUCAAUACCUUUGUCCAAGUAUGUUUUUACUCCUUUAAUUUUAGCACAUUCUUUUAUUUGAGAACUGUCCAUUUUUGCCCUUGCCAACUCCUUUAUGAAACAAAAACAAAAGAAUGUAAAGAGAAAAAUUGGAUGUACGAAUCAUUCAAAGAUUGCAUAGUGUUUCUGAAGGGCUGCUGAAUCAAUUGGGAAUGACUGGGAGCUACCAAAUAUUAUGUUAUUUGGUAAGUUUUUGCUUUUGUUGCUGGACUAGUUUAUAGCACAUUUAUGCUGGAGAAUCUUGUAUCAGAAAAACUAUUUUAUAUGCAUAAGUUAUGUUAAUUUAGCUAGAUAAUUACACAGUACAAAUAGAUGUGUAUUCUCUAUAGUUGCAUUGAAGCUAAGAAGUUAGAACAUGGUUCGCUGCUACUCUUACUACAUUUUUUUUUCUUUCUUUGUUUUGUUUUAUUUUAUUUUUGUUUGUUUAUUUAUUUGGGGGGACAAAAUAUGUUGGUGGAGAUGCAAGGUAUCAAUUCUCAUACCUCUCGCAUGUCUGUGAAACAAAAUAAUUUUCUUACUUGUUAUAGUCAUAUAAUAUGAUAUUACUAUUCCCUGGCUCAUUGCAUGCUGGUGUAUAAUGCCUUAAAUAUUGAAGAUAAAUGCAUUUCCUUGCCAAUACAUUCUACUGUAGACAAUUUUGCGACUUGGAACAGGAGUAGCUGAAGUACAACUACAACCAGAAUAAUUAGCCAAUUGGCAGAUUGAUUUGAUAGAAAAGCAGAGGAAGAAAUAGAAAGAAGGAAAGGAGGGGGUGAAGAGAAAAGUGCAGGUGAAGGACAUAAAUCUGGAUUCUUGAUGAUUUCCAUGUUUUGCAAAUAGAAGUCGGUCAUCUAGUGUCCCAGCAACUUCUGGAUUAUGAAAGAAAAAUGGAAAUAUUAAGAAGAUGCCACGUUGGUGCCUAAAUAUCAGAAAAUGAUUUGUAUUAGGAAAUUAGUUUCAAAACUGCUAUAUUUUAGUUUGGAAAAGUGCAAUACUGAGACUGGGUUGACGAAUCCUUUCUGCAU